UUUAUGCUCACAGCUGCUGGGACAGGGAGGAGUAAAACACCUGCUUUUGACCAAGAGCAGAGAUUUACUAAAUCAAUUGAAUGAUAUUUCAGCCAUCCAGAGACAACUUUCCAUUUGUAUAAUGUAACAGAAAAGUUCUGGAAACAUUAAGCAAAUUGAAGUGCAGAGCCGUUUAAACAAGAUGAACAUCUCUGGAAGUGGUUGUGGAAGCCCUAGUUCUGCAGAUAUAUCUAAUGAUUUUAAGGAAUUUUGGACAAAGCUGAAGGAGUGUCAUGAUAAAGAAGUACAAGGUGGUAGAUUUUUAGUCCUUGUUCUGAACUUUGAUGAUGUACUGUGUGUCAGAAUGUUACGAGCAGGAUUAUGUGAUCGCUGUGCCGUAACUGAAGAGCAUAUGCGGAAAAAGCAGCAAGAGUUUGAAAAUAUCCGACAGCAGAAUCUUAAGCUUAUUACAGAGCUUAUGAAUGAAAAGAAUACUCUUCAGGAAGAAAAUAAAAAGCUUUCUGAUCAACUGCAGCAGAAAAUUGAGAAUGGUCAACAGUGUCAAGCAGCUGAGCUUGAAUGUGAGGAAAAUGUUAUUCCAGAUUCACCAAUAACAGCCUUUUCAUUUUCUGGCAUUAACCGACUACGAAGAAAGGAGAAUCUCCAUGUUCGAUAUGUGGAAAAAACAAAUACUAAAUUGGAGCAUUCUGUGUGUAUAAAUGAAUUAAGAAAAGCUUCCAAGACUUCAGCUCAUUCACAGCAUAGCUCUAAUGAAAAGGAAAUUCUAGUCGCUGAUACUUGUGAUCAAAGUGAAGCUCCAGUGGCUAAAAUAUGUGGAAUAAGCAGUUGUCCCACUGAUAAGUCAUCUUUUAACUUAGCUACAGUUGUUGCUGAAACACUUGGACUUGGUGUUGAAGAGGAAAGUGAAUCACAAAAUUCCAUAAGCCCUCUUGGUGAUGAGCUGUACCAUUCUCUGGAAGGAGAUCACAAGAAACAUCCUUUUGAGGAAUCCAUGAGAAAUACUAACGAUAGUUUAAGAUUUUCCGAAUCUACUUCAGAGACUCCAUCUCAAGAAGAAUUGACCACUCGGGUGUCAUCUCCUGUGUUUUCAUCUCCUGUGUUUGUACCUACAUCUAAUGUGAAAAGUAGUUUAGGUUUCAAUACAAGUUUGUCCCCUUCUCUUUUAGACACUGGGAAACAAAGCCAUCCCAAAACAACCCCUUUCAGCAGCACUUCUGUUUCUAGGUCAGAGAAAGCUAGAUCAAAAUCUAAAGAUAGUGCCCUUUUCACACACCGUAGCCUUGGAUCCGAAGUGAACAAGGCCACUAGCCAGUCUUCUUCUAGCAAGCAGAUUCUUAAAAAUAUAAGUGAAUCCAUAAAUGAACAAGAUAUUACUGAUCGCACUAAAGGCACUGUUACUGAUAAACAUAUAGUGUCCCUGAAAUCUCUGGGAGGCAGAACAUCCAAAAGGAAGAAAACUGAGGAAGAAAGUGAACGUGAAGUAGGCUGCCCCCAAGCCUCCUUUGAUAAAGAAAAUUCUCUUCCUUUUCCAAUGGAUAGUCACCUUGCCAUGAAUGGGGACCACGUCAUGGACAGACCUCUGGAUCUGUCUGAUCGGUUUUCAGCUAUUCAGCGUCAAGAGAAAAGCCAAGGAAAUGAGGCUUCCAAACACAGAUUCAAGCAAGUGACUCUUUACGAAGCUUUUAAGCCCAUUCCAAAGAGCUCUUCCUCAAGCCACAAGGCCUUGAAUGGGAACUGCCUGGUGCCCAAAGACUCCCCGGAGGAACACUGUUUACAGGAGUGUGUCCACCAGUCUUUGUGCAGAUCCCCUCCACACAAUCAGACAGCGUCACCUAUAAAAGAAGAAAAUUCCAUCUUCAAAAUCCCUCCACGUCCACAUGGAACUUUGGAGACAGAGAAUCUUUUUGAUGAGAUGAAGGGUGGUGGUUCUAAUGAGCAAACAAAAGUAAAACCCAGGUCAGUCCGUGGAGGAUGUGAGCUCACGUCAGUUCUUCAGUUAAAUCCUUGCAGAAUUGCCAAAACUAAGCCUAGUAACAACCAAGAUGCAUCCUUUGAAAAUAUCCAGUGGAGUGUAGAUCCAGGAGCAGACCUUUCUCAGUAUAAAAUGGAUAUUACUGUAAUAGACACAAAGGAUGACAGUCAGUCAAGAGUAGGAGGAGAGACAGUAGACAUGGACUGUACAUUGGUCAGUGAAACUUUGCUUUUAAAGGUGAAGAAACAAGAGCAAAAAGGAGAAAGAAGUCCAAAUAGAGAAAGAAAGAUGAAUGAUACCUUGGAAGAUAUGUUUGAUCGGACAACACAGGAAGAAUACGAAUCUUGUUUGGCAGACAGUUUCCCUCAGGUGGUAAAUGAAUUGAAGGAAUUAUCUGCUGCCAUAAGGGAACCAAUUGUACAUAAUGAUAAACAAGAUAAAGUCAAGCAGAAAGCAUUUGUAGAGCCAUAUUUUAAAGGUAAUGAGAGAGAGACUAGCCUACGGAAUUUUCCUCAUAUUGAGGUGGUUCGGAAAAAAGAAGAGAGAAGGAAAUUGCUUGGGCAUACGUGUAAGGAAUGUGAAAUUUAUUAUGCAGAUAUGCCAGCAGAAGAAAGAGAAAAGAAACUGGCUUCCUGCUCAAGACACCGAUUUCGAUAUAUUCCACCCAACACACCAGAGAAUUUCUGGGAAGUUGGUUUUCCUUCCACCCAGACUUGUAUGGAGAGAGGUUACAUAAAGGAAGGUCUUGACCUUUGUCCUCGUCCAAAAAGACGGCAGCCUUACAACGCAAUGUUUUCUCCAAAGAGCAAGGAGCAGAAGAUAUAGAGGCUGAAGUGGAAACAGAAAAACAAAAAGCAGUUUCCUCCCCUUCAGUUGUUGAUAGUUAAAGUUGUAUUAAACAUUGAUUUUUUGAUUUUCUGUAAA
This is a messenger RNA of Octodon degus (degu), 2896 nucleotides long. It is a transcript of the gene Rbbp8, whose product is annotated as RB binding protein 8, endonuclease. The record is from RefSeq and is a predicted model, not a curated record. The coding region runs from base 182 to 2797 and encodes 871 amino acids. Gene Ontology annotation, molecular function: double-strand/single-strand DNA junction binding; single-stranded DNA binding; Y-form DNA binding. Gene Ontology annotation, biological process: double-strand break repair via homologous recombination; DNA double-strand break processing involved in repair via single-strand annealing. The transcript has 18 exons. NCBI's taxonomy places the organism in Eukaryota, Metazoa, Chordata, Mammalia, Rodentia, Octodontidae. Gene Ontology annotation, cellular component: site of double-strand break.